AUGCCGGAUCCCGCUAAAUCCGCUCCUGCCCCGAAGAAGGGCUCCAAGAAGGCGGUGACCAAGGCGCAGAAGAAGGGGAUGUACGGUACAGCAGGCAGCAGCCGCAAGGAGAGCUACUCCGUGUACGUGUACAAGGUGCUGAAGCAGGUCCACCCCGACACCGGCAUCUCGUCCAAGGCCAUGGGCAUCAUGAACUCCUUCGUGAACGACAUCUUCGAGCGCAUCGCGGGGGAGGCGUCGCGGCUGGCGCAUUACAACAAGCGCUCGACCAUCACGUCCAGGGAGAUCCAGACGGCCGUGCGCCUGCUGCUGCCCGGGGAGCUGGCCAAGCACGCCGUGUCCGAGGGCACCAAGGCCGUCACCAAGUACACCAGCGCCAAGUAAACAGAUAUAGGAGAAUCUGAAUAAAAAGCAGAAUUUGUGGGAAAAGGAGAGGAAUUGGGACAGAAGAUGACUCAUGAGCAUAUUGUCCAGCCACAGGUGAAAAUUUGUAAAGACUAAAUUUUUGA
Molecule: messenger RNA, 509 nt
Organism: Galeopterus variegatus (Sunda flying lemur)
Lineage: Eukaryota; Metazoa; Chordata; Mammalia; Dermoptera; Cynocephalidae
Product: histone H2B type 1-H-like
Exons: 3
Coding region: 1-384 (127 amino acids)
Cellular component (GO): nucleosome
Molecular function (GO): protein heterodimerization activity; DNA binding; structural constituent of chromatin
Source: RefSeq, a predicted model, not a curated record